Messenger RNA from Gymnodraco acuticeps, 930 nucleotides. Its product is annotated as odorant receptor 131-2-like. Gene Ontology annotation, cellular component: membrane. The record is from RefSeq and is a predicted model, not a curated record. Gene Ontology annotation, biological process: G protein-coupled receptor signaling pathway. Gene Ontology annotation, molecular function: G protein-coupled receptor activity. Bases 22 to 930 code for a protein of 302 amino acids. Lineage: Eukaryota; Metazoa; Chordata; Actinopteri; Perciformes; Bathydraconidae. The transcript is spliced from 2 exons.
GUUAGCGAAACGUUCACCACGAUGUUCUUUAAGAAUCUGAUGGUGGUUCUGUUCUGGCUGCUGCUCAGCUACAUCAACGGCAGCCUGGUCGCCACCUUCUUCAGACACCGGACUUUCUAUGAAGACCCUCGCUACAUCCUCUUCAUCCACAUGGUGAUAAACGACAGCAUCCAGCUGACCGUCACCAUCACGCUCUUCCUCCUCAGCUACAUCCUCUACCGGAUCAACGUGUCCCUCUGCUGCUUCUUCAUCCUGGUGGCCGUCUUCACCACCAGAAACACGCCCCUUAAUCUAGCCAGCAUGGCCAUCGAGCGCUACAUCGCCAUCUGUGAGCCUCUACGCCACACACAGAUCUGCACCGUGCGGAGAACUUACAUCGUCAUCGGGAUGAUUUGGUUUAUUUGCGCUGCUCCAGAUAUCACCGAUUUAUUUGUGACGCUAGCAACAGAAUCCAUGAGCUUCUUCCACGAGUCGGUGUCCUGCUUGCGGCAAAACGUGUUCAAAGACCCGAUUUUGGCUCAGAAAAGACUAGCGUUCGAUGUAAUUUACUUCUCCUGUGUGUUCCUGACGCUGGUCUUCACAUAUUUGAGGAUUAUGUUUGCAGCACGGGCUUUAUCGACGGAUAAAAUGUCGGCGAAAAGAGCCAGAAACACCAUCUUGCUUCACGGGGCUCAGUUGGCGAUGUGCAUGCUUUCCUACAUUUCUCCGAGUGUGGAGAUUGUUCUGAACUUGAUCUUCCCCGGACGAGGGGUGGAAAUCAGAUUCGCAAACUACCUGAUCGUCUAUCUCCUGCCCCGCUUGCUCAGCCCCAUCAUCUACGGCGUCAGAGACAAGAAGUUCAGGAAGUACUUAAAAAUAUACUUUCAGUGCAACAGGUGCCGGGUCAACGUGAAGAUGAUGGUGGCCCCGGCAAACAGAGAUGACGAGUAG